AUGUUGCGCCUGCGGCGUAACUGCGACAUGUUAGCCCUGACGCUGCUCCAGGUCGCAAUUCUGCUAGCCACGGUCGCGCACGCAGCGCGCCCGCUGGAGCAGAGCGCUAUGGAUCAGGCGGCCUCGCAUAGUACCCUCUCGUCAAGCAAACGGGACAGGGAAAAGCAUCCCUACCACACGCCAACGGGCCUGUUCAUUCAGGAGCGUGCCUCUAAGCAGCUUCCUGGCCCCGGCCAGCAUUUCUCCUUUGGGGCGCUGGUGACCUGGGACCGGAUCCACGAGAUGCUGGACGACCUACCGGAUGCCAAACUGGUGUUCCUGAUCCGCCACGGCCAAGCGGUGAGCAACUACCUGUCGGACUUCCUAGGUCCGGAUGAGUGGUUCAAGUGGGAGACCAAGUGCAGCUACCAUGACGCCAACGGGACCUUCUGGGGAAUAUUCGAUGCAGACCUCACUGAUCUGGGCAAGGCGGAGGCUGACGCGCUCAACUCCAUGCUCAAGGAUGGCAGCUGGUUCGACACGCUCACGGCGGGCAGGCCUGCACGCACCGUAGUGAGCCCUUUGAGCAGGUGCCUGGAGACCGCCACCCGCGCACUCAAGGGACUGAGCUUUACGGAGUACAACGUGGAGGAGAACGUGCGGGAGACGCUGGGGGAGGACACGUGCGACGCGCGCAGGGCUGCAUCGGACCCCGCCGAGGACGAUAAGGAGCACCUGCAGGGCGUGUGCAAGUUCGAGCUGGGUCUGCGUUCCAAGUUCCCGCACUUCGACUUCCCCGUCACGCCCCCGCAUCGCAGCAGGGACGACGGCGGCGACGGCGAUGACGAGGGGGGGGGGGAUGAGGCCGCCGCCGUCAAUGGCCACGGGGAUGAUGAUCCCACGGGCCCCAGUCGUCGUGAUGGGUUCGGUCUGUUGGCGGAUGCGGAUCCGCUGUGGACGGAGGACCGGGAGACUCAGGGGCAUCAGACGAAGCGCGCACUGGCGUUCCUGCGUGACCUGUGGACCUUCGCCCCGGAGAAGGUCGUGUUUGUUGUGACGCACUCGGGUUUCACACGGUCCGUACUGUUGGCGGUUGGACGAGAGCCGUACAGGCCGCAGAACACGGAGCUGGUGCCCGUGCUGGUGCAGAAGCUGCCGUCAUUCUAGGAAGGAUGUGUUAUGGCAAAAGACCCGUGGGUCACGUGAAAUGUCCUAGGGGGGAGGAUUAUCUCCCAUAGGUCGGGAGGAGGGAACAGGACGGGGCGCGGGAAGGAGGAAAAGAAUGCCGGACCACGCGGAGGAAGCACCUAGGGAGGAGAGGGACCCGAUUACACCAAGACCGCAUGUGGAAGAUGUCGUCAGUGGGAGGGUCAUGUAGGAGAUCUGUGUGCAAAUUCUUUGUGUGUGCGCAUGUAUGUAUUUAUAUAUGUGUGCUUUUGCGAGUCCUUAUGUGUUAAUGAUUCUGUGCGUACCGAAUGUAUCGUUGCCAAUAAUCGUUCGUGGGUGUUCACAGGUGUAUGUAGGUGUGUAUGUAGGUAAGUAUAUGUACAUGUGCGUUGUUUUGAUAAAGCAUGGAGCUGCAGUGUCGAGUGUACGGAGGAGGAG
Volvox carteri f. nagariensis is the source of this 1584-nucleotide messenger RNA. RefSeq lists its product as uncharacterized. Gene Ontology annotation, cellular component: cytoplasm. Gene Ontology annotation, molecular function: phosphatase activity. The transcript is spliced from 8 exons. Lineage: Eukaryota; Viridiplantae; Chlorophyta; Chlorophyceae; Chlamydomonadales; Volvocaceae. The record is from RefSeq and is a predicted model, not a curated record. Bases 1 to 1146 code for a protein of 381 amino acids.